UGUCGAUGUACAGUGAAUCUAUAAGACCAACUUCUUGCCUUUGAUUGGAGUUAUUCUGUUUUUAAAAAUUUUAAACCCAGCGGAAAUUUUCUUUAGAUUCCACCGCCUCUGUUAAGAAAAAUUUUAUUUCGAUACUCUGGCCAUUAUGUCAAACUACCGAACUGCCUUCCAGGGACCAGGGCAGCGUGGUGAGUUCAGGAGCUAGCUGGCCAACUGUACCACCUGUAAAAGGUGGCAGCUGCUCCAACUGCUGGGAUGCUACGGAAGAGCAGCAGUAACAGUAGCGCCGGCGGGGCAAAGCACACCCAGGUACCACCAAGGCAUCCCUCUAAACCCCGCUCAGAAUUUCUAUCAGCAGGAUCCAACAACACCUGGGCUAUGGGCCGCAGCACCAAGAACCCCAACCCUCUGAGCAGCAUGGGGCUUUCAUCUCGCUUGAUGGGGGCUCCAGGAGUGGACCCAGACUAUGUAAUGCAGCUGGUGAAUGAUGUUCGGUGGUUUGCUGAUGUGUUACUUAAACUCAAGGAUGCUUUUCAGCAUGAAGAAAACCAAGCUGGUCUUCAGGAGGUGGUGCAAGAGCGUUUAGCUGAGUUACUCCGGGUCCUCAAGGCUGUUAUUGGCAAACAUCAGACCCUCAACUCAGUAGACAUUCUUGGAUCUGCUGGCACUGUCAUUGCCAAAGUCAAAGGCAUUAACUUCAAGGAAGUGAACCCAGAAAACGAACAAGCUGUAUUCAGCGAGAUACACACAUCCAUUGACACUUUAGCAUUCACAUUUGGCAAUGUAGUUUCUGACUUCCUUAUGGGAGAUGUGGACAGCAGCUCAGGGUUGGGGGUCCCCCAGACCAGGAGAAGCAGGUCUUUUGACAACCUCUCUGUGGAUCCUAAGCAAUAUGUUCCAGAGAAAAGUGAUCUUGUGGGCCCAGAGGUGCCACUGUCACGAGAGGAAGAGGUCGACUUGACCCUGCAGAAGAAUGACAGCGGGGUGGAAUCUGCUCUGCUCUAUGCGAAGGCCUGGUCCAAGUACAUCAAAGACCUUCUUUCCUGGAUGGAAAAGCGACUGGCCAUGGAUAUUGAGUAUGCUAAAGGCUAUGCUAAAAUGGCUGAGUCUGCAAAGACGCUGGCCAGUCAACAGGUCUACAUGCCAUUCAGUGAUAUCUACAUUUCCACAUUCAAGAAGGACAUUGAUUAUAACCAGCUGAUUAUUCAGACUACAAUGACUCUUCAAACCAAUAAAUUCAUACAGCCUCUUCUGGCUCGCAAGAAUGAACUGGACAAGUUGAGAAAAGAAAUCAAGGAACAGUGGCAGAGAGAACAAAAGAAAAUGCAAGAGGCAGAUGCAACUUUGAGGAAGGCAAGAGCGCUGAAGGCCCAGAGGAGGGAGGAGUACCAGAAAGCCCACUCAUCCACAAACCGCUCCCAGGAGGAGCAGUCUAAUGCUGGAAACAAGCAGCUGGAUAAGAAGAGGAAGAUUGAGGAGGAGGCUCUGCAGAAGGCUGAGGAGGCUCAGGACCAGUACCAGAGCUGCAUGGCUGACGCAGGCGUCAGAAGAAUGGAUCUGGCCAAUGCAAAGAGCACCAUCCUCACACAGAUACGGGAGAUGAUCUUCCAGUGUGACCUCACACUCAAAGCUGUGACGGUGAACUGGUUUCAGAUGCAGCAGUCACAAAGUGCGUCGCUCCCUGCCCACUACCAAGCUCUGACUGAGAGUGCCAAGUUGUAUGAACCAGGACAAUGCUAUGCUGAAUUUGUCCGGAACCUGCCCAAAAAUCUGCCAAAGGAGCGUCUUCACUCUGACUCCAUCUCUGACAGUUCCAGGUUUGUGUUCAGUAAAAGGUCAGUGGGCAGCACUCACUCCUCCCAUGGCAACCUGUCUCAGACAUCCAUUGCCUCUGGUGACGUGUUAAGUGGAGAUGAAAUGGAUAACCCUCUAGUCCGACCUGCAAAGAUCAGUGAGCGAAGGUCCAACAGCAGCACAGACAUACCAGCAUUAAAGGUUCAGGUCCCACUUAGAACCUGGGCUUCCAGUAGUCAGGGUGGGAUGUGCAGUGACUCAGAGAGUGCUGGAGGCAGCAGUGAAUCCAGGUCCAUGGACUCCCCCACUGCCAGCCCAGGUGACUUUAAGCGACGGCUUCCCAGAACUCCUUCCACUGGGACCAUGUCUUCCGCCGAUGAUCUGGAUGAGAGGGAGCCUUCCCCUUCAGAAAAUGAUCUGGCAGAGAUGGUGACGGAGACAGCGAGUUCUCCCGGUCCAUUCCGAAAUGCUCAGAUGUCCAAAGCUGCUCAAACUCACAAGCUAAGAAAACUGCGAGCCCCAUCUAAGUGCAGAGAGUGUGACAGUCUGGUUGUUUUCCAUGGUGCUGAAUGUGAAGAGUGCUACUUGGCCUGCCAUAAGAAGUGCCUGGAGACGCUUGCUAUCCAGUGUGGUCACAAGAAGCUACAGGGCAGGCUACAGCUAUUUGGUAUUGACUUUGCCCAAGCAGCAAAGAACAGCUCAGACGGUAUCCCCUUUAUAAUCAAAAAGUGCACAUCUGAGAUUGAGAGUCGAGCUCUUAACAUCAAGGGCAUUUAUCGUGUGAACGGUGCCAAGUCGCGUGUUGAGAAGCUCUGUCAGGCGUUUGAAAAUGGGAAGGAUUUGGUUGAGCUGUCUGAACUCUCACCCCAUGACAUCAGCAAUGUCCUCAAACUCUACCUGAGACAGCUACCAGAGCCAUUGAUCCUGUAUCGAUUCUACAAUGACUUCAUCGGCUUGGCCAAAGAGUGCCAGAGGGUUAUAGUGGAGGAGGCUGAUAAACCUCAGAGCACCCAGCCCAAAGAGAAAAGUGGACCAAGUGUUCAGCUGAACAGAGUCCUUUUCAAGAUCAGAGACCUACUCCGUCAGCUGCCCACAGCCAACUACAAGACUCUACGUUACCUUAUCACACAUUUACACAGAGUCGCUGAACAGGCUGAGGAAAACAAGAUGACGGCGAGUAACCUGGGCAUUAUCUUUGGCCCCACGCUGGUGAAGCCACGGCAGAUUGACGCAGAAGUGUCCUUGUCCUCCCUGGUGGACUACCCUUACCAGGCUCUGAUGGUGGAGCUGCUUGUGCGACACUUCCAGACCAUCUUUGACGUGUCCUUCCUGUCUCAUUCUGAAAGUGCCACGGCUGGUCAGGCAUCACCCAAGUUGACCCAGCAAGAGAAGGUGCGACGACUUAGCAGAUACUCAGCCUCCCUGAUGGACAUAAAAGAGAGUGCCAAAGUGUACAAAAGGUACUCAUCAGUAAUUCCAUCUUCCCACAUCCUGGAUGAAGUUCAGAAGGUCCAGCCAGGAAAAGACAGAACGGAGGUCUCAGCAUUGGACCGACUCAAUGGGAUCCAGACCUACAGUGGGGGAGAGGUCCAGAGGACAGCCCCGGCAUGUGCCAGUCCCAGCACAACCUUCUCCUCCACAGUUUCAACGGCACCAAAGGUCCAGCUACGCACCCAGCGUAUCAGGCAUGUGUCCCGACCUAUCAGCAUGCCUCUGGAACGCUUGCCUGCCCCGGCUCAGAUCAGCGAUAAGAAUAAUAGAAACAAUUCAUAUAGCGUUGAUGGAGGCUCUGGCACCACCACUGAAACAAUACAGGAGAUGCCAGAGCCUGACAAAGUUCGCCAAAGCGGUUCGUCCAGGGUGAGCACCUAUUACAUAACUCCUUUUAUAGAUACACAGACUAUGCAAAGGAAAACCUGGGACAGAAAGUAUAAGCAUUAUGAUGUAACUCCCAGAACUGCUAUGAUAGUUGCCAACCUACCGCCUGCCAGUUCUGGACUGCAGCCCUUGAAGGCAGUGGUGCCCAUCACUGCCAGCCCAACAGCAACCACUUCCUCUGUGGUCCCUGCUACAACUAGCGUGAGCACCGUACUCUCCAGAAACUCUCACACAGUGUCAGUCAAGCCUGUUUGGACUUUUAAAAGGGAAACAUACACAGAAAAUGUAGCCAGUGAGUCAAGCAGCUCACCAAACUUUCCACUUACACUCAGGGCACCAAGAACUCUUCAGCCUCCUCCUGAAACAUUCUACCAACCCCCAAUUUCCAUUAACAGCAGAGCUAGGACACUUCCAAACUGGACUACCACUGUAACAACCAUCACCACCACCUCCACCACCUCAUCACUUGCCAACCCAGCCCAAAUAGUCACCUUAUCCCUGUCUCCCGCCCUGACAAGCCCCACAAAGACAGGGCUCCAGACACAGGACUCCACAGACAGUGCCAUUGACCCUGGAGUCUCUUCCUCCACUACCCUUUCACCUCCCCAGUCUCCACCCCCCAGCAGUCCAGACGACCUCAGCCCCAGUGAAAAUAAACCCAUUUACCAAAGACUGCGACCUCGGAGGUUGCAAGAGCUCGAACACAGAGAAGCUCAUUUUGUCUGAAACCAAAUCAAGAUAUUGUAUCUGUAAAUAUAAAUAUAUAUGUGCAUAUGUUUUUAUCAGCAAACAGAGAAUGGGAGAAGACGUGUCUGUGAAAAUAAACCAUAAAAGUGUUAAACAUACUAAUAUAUUCUAUUUUACAUAUUAAAGGCAGUGCCAGUGGUUGGUCCAAGCAUGUAGCCAAUGUGAAAUGACUUUAUUGUCAUGUUUUUGAACAGUUUGAUGACUUUUUUGAUGGUAUAUCAGAAAGGAAAUGGAUUUUUGUCAGUUAAAAACUGUGAGCUGACCAUUUUUCCUGUUCAGUGUUUAAAUUGGCUACGAAAUUAUAUUGUAAACGAUGCACUUAAAGGAGGUUUAAAUUGUGAUGCUCCCUUUUAUUCACAAAAUUAAUGAUGUAUUGUGUUACACUAGGACAAUGUGGAAGUGUUCUUAACACAACGUUCUUAAUGAUAAAGAUUUUAUUUUUUUGUUUGUUAAAUGUAUCCACUUUUAAGAUUGGUACAUAUUUUCUCAGUAUGUAAGCCUUCCAGUAUGUAUCUGUUUACGUUUUAUAUUUAUUCAUACAUACUCAAUGUUUGUCACAGUAAUUUUGGCUCACUGCAGAAUUGUGACUUUACAGGAGGUCAAAUGAAAUGCAACAGAUCUUGAUGCAAAUUAAAAGCAUUUAAACUAUCA
Molecule: messenger RNA, 5070 nt
Organism: Melanotaenia boesemani (Boeseman's rainbowfish)
Lineage: Eukaryota; Metazoa; Chordata; Actinopteri; Atheriniformes; Melanotaeniidae
Product: rho GTPase-activating protein 29-like
Exons: 22
Coding region: 256-4398 (1380 amino acids)
Biological process (GO): signal transduction; activation of GTPase activity
Cellular component (GO): cytoplasm
Molecular function (GO): GTPase activator activity
Source: RefSeq, a predicted model, not a curated record